Oryzias melastigma (Indian medaka) is the source of this 908-nucleotide messenger RNA. RefSeq names its product zeta-sarcoglycan. The record is from RefSeq and is a predicted model, not a curated record. Gene Ontology annotation, cellular component: sarcoglycan complex; sarcolemma. Gene Ontology annotation, biological process: cardiac muscle tissue development; heart contraction. Lineage: Eukaryota; Metazoa; Chordata; Actinopteri; Beloniformes; Adrianichthyidae.
GCUUUCUUGGCGAGGAGUCCCGAUUUCACCGAGGGGACACAGAGGGACGCCUGAAACUGAGAAAAGCUGUCGCCCUGGACUGGAUUAUUAGGAAGGCGGACGCCGGCAUCAGCUCGGGGAUGAUGCUGCAGCUGAGUUUGGGACUCUAGAGAGCUUCUCAACUUUUCCUAGAGGGUUGGGGGGGAGGUUUAGGGUUCGAACCUGUCCCCCCACCCUCUAUGAACCUCUGCGUUUCUGGGACCUUUGUUAGAUUUGCAGCUCUUCACAGUCAUCAUGGAGCAGUCUGCGUCUUUGGACAUAGAAGCGCUGAAGAUGACACAGGAGCAGUACAUCCUGGCAGCCCAGCCCAACCCUUUGCACCAUCGAGCAGCGUCAGUCUGCGGUGCGCAGGUGUACCCAGCAGUGGGCAUCUACGGCUGGAGGAAGAGAUGCUUGUACUUCUUCAUCCUCCUCCUCCUCGUCACAAUGAUUGUCAACCUGGCACUGACCAUCUGGAUCCUUAAAGUCAUGAACUUCACUCCGGAUGGUAUGGGAAAUCUGCGAGUCACCAAGGAGGGCGUCCGACUGGAAGGAGUAUCAGAAUUCCUACUGCCUUUAUAUGUCAAAGAGAUCCAGUCACGUAGGGACAAUCCACUCAUCCUUCAGUCAGACAGAAAUGUCACCGUCAACGCUAGAAACGACCAAGGAAAGCUGACUGGACAGCUGACUGUGGGUGCAGACAUGGUGGAAGCUCAGUGCCAGAGGUUUGAAGUGAGGAGCAGUGAUGGUGAAAGAGUUCUCUUCUCAGCAGAUGAAGAGGAGGUCAGCAUUGGCACCGAGAGGCUGAAAGUUACAGGGAAUGAAGGAGUGGUGUUCAGUCAUUCUGUAGAGACUUCACAUGUAAGAGCAAAGCCUUUCCAGGACCUCAA